AAUGAGAGAGUGGUGCGCAGCGCACGAUAUCUACGUAUUAACUUUUCUUUGAUUCGCGGUAAAAGUGGUUUGUGAUCCGACGCUGAUCGCACGCUUGUCUUUGGACAGAAGAGACAUCCGUUCCGUUUAUUGGAAUAAAUUAUAGAGAUAAUGAAGUUGGUGUUGUUGGUAGUCACGGUAGCCGCCGUGACCGGCGUGCGCUCGUCGAACUUCACUUCUGCCGACGACACAUGCGAUGUCGAUGGGCCCGGCCCAUGGAGCGCUCUGCUCGAGGAGUGGGCCAUCUCCGCCGGGGAACGCCCGGGCAGGCAAGGUAGAAUCAUGGCGCUCCCUCCGUCGUCGGGCUACUACAUAACGGACCGAAUCGACACUCCACUCGUGCCGCCGCCCGCGCCGCGGCCUGCGGGCUCACGGCCCUACGAGGAGUGGGCUGCCACGCCGCCGCCGCCGCCAGGCCCCGGGAAAAUAGUCAAUCGGCCCCCUAAUCCCUAUAAGGAUAAGUUUAAACCCAGCUACGAAUAUACGCCUCCGCAGCAAAACAAACCGAUCCCAGCAUAUCCACAGCAGCCAAAUCGACCAAAUUCCAUAGACAGGUUGGACGAUCCUCCACGAAAGCAGGUCACAGAGACAGACUUAUACUUGCUCUCCGCUAUUGAAAAAUUGGUGUAUAGAGCUGAUCUAAUGGAAAAGAGGUUGAGAAAAUUGGAGGAGUCCAUGCACGUAUUGGUAGCCGGUUCUAAUCAUCAUCCAGAUCCCUGUGUGGCGAAUUUCACGCGAGUGGGCGACACAUGCUACCACUUCUCUGCGGCGGGGGCGGACUGGAAGACGGCCAACCUGGCGUGCCGCAAGCUGCGCUCCAACUUGCUGGAGCUGGAGGCCGAGCCCGAGCGCCGCCAGCUGCUCGCGCACUUGCUCAGCGAUCACAAGAUCAAAGCGCUGGACUGGUGGACCGGCGGGCUAAACCCCGGCCUGUUGUGGAUCUGGUCCAACUCUGCGCGGCCCGUGUCGGGCGGCACGGGCGCCGCGGGCGCUGCGGGCGCUGCCGGCAACGUCACCGUCGUGGGCGACGGCCGCUGCCUCGCGCUAGUCCACGACCCCGCGGCGCGCAGCUACGUCUACAGGGGCCAGGACUGCGGACUCAAGCACAGAUACGUCUGCGAGAAAGGAGAGGACAAAGCCAAACUCAGUAACGAAAUAGAAACUGUAUCCAAAAACAAACUUACCAACGAGAUCACGACUGAAACUCCCAACAAGCCUUCCACUCAGUCCUAAUAUAUAUAAGCUUUCAACCGCAAUCCAGUUUAUUUAUGUUGGUUUUAAAUUUAACAAGAAGACUGAAUUAUCAUAAAUGUUAAAAUAAAUGUAUAGCGAUGUAUAGAUAAAACCUAUUUAUAAAUAAAACAAAUUAUUUAUA
Molecule: messenger RNA, 1414 nt
Organism: Leguminivora glycinivorella
Lineage: Eukaryota; Metazoa; Arthropoda; Insecta; Lepidoptera; Tortricidae
Exons: 6
Coding region: 151-1272 (373 amino acids)
Source: RefSeq, a predicted model, not a curated record